This is a messenger RNA of Xenopus laevis (African clawed frog), 2793 nucleotides long. It is a transcript of the gene dnai1.L, whose product is annotated as dynein, axonemal, intermediate chain 1 L homeolog. Gene Ontology annotation, molecular function: dynein heavy chain binding; dynein light chain binding. NCBI's taxonomy places the organism in Eukaryota, Metazoa, Chordata, Amphibia, Anura, Pipidae. Bases 512 to 2620 code for a protein of 702 amino acids. The record is from RefSeq and is a predicted model, not a curated record. Gene Ontology annotation, cellular component: axoneme; 9+2 motile cilium; cytoplasm. Gene Ontology annotation, biological process: microtubule-based movement; outer dynein arm assembly; determination of left/right symmetry. The transcript is spliced from 21 exons.
AAUAAAGCGAGUGCGGGUGCAGAGGAGUCUCAGACUCAGUGACACUUUAUCCAGUCAGGGAAUCCCAUUUGUACCAGUGUCACCGGCUCCCGGGCUGAGGCUGAAGGGAACACACGGUGGGAGGAUUAACAAAUAAACACUGGGCCCCUCCUCACUGUGUCUCCCUGAACUUUCAGCCGAACCACCAAUCAACGUGCGGAACUAUAACCAGCGCCCAGUUACAGACGAGACAGUAAUCUUGCUGUACCGUCACCAUAGCAACACCUGACAACUUCCGGCCUGGCUGCACGCUGUAUCCUUAGGAACGCCAGCACGCUUCCGGUUCUACUGCCUCACUGUAACUAUAGCAACGCUAUGAAAACUUCCGCUCCUCAAUAACUACAGGGGCUGACUGACCGGCACCGGCAUCUUCUGUGCGGAACCGAAUCUCUGAGUCUGAGUGGGACAGUGGGAGCGGGUGGCACCAGAGUGAGACCAGUCCGACCCUGAGAGAGAGAAGCCUGAGAGAGACAUGCCGACUAAACAGCGACAGAAUGUGGCAGCUGUGGGUCAGAUCCAAAAGCCAAAUAUGCCAAAACCUUCAAAGGCUGCAUCCAAAAAGAAGGAAGAAGAUGACUCCACAGAUAUUGGGGAUGGAGUUGAAGAAUGGACACAGGCCAAGACUUUGAUUAAGCCUCGAGACCAGCUGGAACUGACAGAAGCAGAACUGAAUGAAGAGUUCACACGAAUUCUGACAGCUAAUAAUCCUCACGCUCCACAGAACAUCGUCAGAUACAGCUUUAAAGAACGAGCCUACAAACCAGUGAGUAUUGUGGAGCAGUUGGCUAUACACUUCUCCCUGGAUGGGAACAUGCUGCACAAAGAUUCGGACGAGGCCCGACGGCAGAAGCUGCGCAUGGGGGUGCUGGAAGGUUCCACUCAAACUGACACCACUGCACCAGAACCAGGAGACAAUAUGGAGGCAGAAGAGCACCCAGAAACUCCUGUGGCAGGGGAGGAAGGAGCAGAUAGAGAAGAUUCCACCAAAUCCCGAAAGGAACGAAAACUGACCAACCAGUUCAACUAUAGUGAGAGAGCCUCCCAGUCUUUGAACAACCCUCUGAGAGAACGAGCGUGUCAGACAGAACCACCUCCGAGGGAAGUCUUUUCUGCCACUGCAAAUCAGUGGGAGAUCUAUGAUGCUUACGUAGAGGAGCUGAAGAAGCAGCAGAAGCUGAAAGAGAAGCAGAAGGCUCCGGCCUCUAAGAAGGAGGAAGAGGCAUGUUCCCGGCGCAGACUGGGUGCUACUGAAUCUCAGAGUGAUGACCUCAGCAAACUGGUGAAAUCGUGCAAGAUAAUGGAGAGAAUGGUGAAUCAGAACUCUUUUGAUGAUGUCACUCAGGACUUCAAAUAUUUUGAGGAUCCUGCGGAUGAAUUCAGAGGCCAAGAGGGAACAUUAAUGCCUCUGUGGAAGUUCCAGAAUGACAAAGCCAAGGGGUUGUCAGUGACUGCCCUCUGCUGGAACCCAAAUUACAAGGAUUUCUUUGCAGUCGGCCAAGGCUCUUAUGACUUUGUGAAACAGAACCGAGGGAUGGUGCAGUUCUACUCGCUGAAGAACCCCUCAUUCCCAGAAUAUGUAUUCAGCACAGAUACAGGAGUCAUGUGCCUGGACAUACACAGGGAGCACCCCUAUCUGCUGGCCGUGGGGCUGUAUGAUGGAAAUGUGGCCGUUUAUAAUCUCAAAGCCAACACACAACUGCCAGCCUUCAUCAGUUCCGCAAAAUCUGGCAAACACACCGACCCUGUGUGGCAGGUGAAAUGGCAGAAAGACGACAUGGACAAUAAUCCAAACUUUUUCUCUAUCUCGUCUGACGGGAGGGUGGUGUCCUGGACAUUAGUAAAGGACGAGUUGCUUCACUCAGACGUCAUCAAGUUGUCACUCAAUGGAACAACAGCAAGUGGACCUGAGGGACUCAAACUACAAAUACACGGUAGCGGAACAGCCUUUGAUUUCCAUUGGCAGAUUGAUUACCUGUACCUUGUUGGAACUGAAGAGGGGAAGAUCCAUAAGUGCUCUAAGGCUUACUCCAGCAAGUUUCUGGACACGUAUGAUGCACACAACAUGGCAGUGGAUACCGUGCGUUGGAAUCCGUUCCAUCCUAAGGUCUUCAUCUCCUGCAGUUCUGAUUGGACCGUCAAGAUCUGGCAACAUGAUGUAAAGACCCCAAUGUUUGUUUUUGAUUUGAACGCCCCAGUGGCAGAUGUAGCCUGGGCCCCAUUCUCCUCCACAGUGUUUGCUGCGGUCACCAUUGAUGGGAAGGUGCAUGUGUUUGAUCUGUCUGUAAACAAAUACGAGGCUCUGUGCCAACAAGCAGUGGUGGCCAAGAAGAAGACCAAGUUAACUCACGUGGAGUUUAACCCUGUCUAUCCUGUACUCAUCGUGGGGGACGAUCGGGGAUACGUCACCAGCCUCAAACUGUCGCCUAAUCUACGCAAAAUACCCAAGGAAAAGAAAGGCCAGGAGACCCAGAAGGGACCAGAGGUGGAGGUGGCCAAACUGGACAAAUUGCUUUCCCUUGUAAGAGAACCAGAUACCAAACAAGGGAAACCCGAGUCACAGACACACAGAGCAGAAUUUUAGGACUCCAGCUCCGAUGUGGAUAAAUCCUCAGGAUGGACACCUGUCAUUGAUUUGCACCACAUUAGCCAGAAGCUUUUCUUUUCCAACUCUAGCCCUGCUUAUGGGCAACCGUUGUAUAAUGUUAUAUUUCUGUGUCAUACAUUCCUUUCUUUCAUAUAAAUAUGUUUGGUUUA